This is a messenger RNA of Symbiodinium pilosum, 669 nucleotides long. The record is from the annotation of a GenBank genome assembly. NCBI's taxonomy places the organism in Eukaryota, Dinophyceae, Suessiales, Symbiodiniaceae.
AUGCGGCAGCAGCGUGUGCGGAUGGACCAGUUUGAUCGCCAUGCCCUCCUGCAGUAUCAUCAGCAGGCCAUCACGCAGGCGCUGGCCCCUCAACAAACUCAGAAACAGAUGCCGUGCCAACUUGUCUUCCCUGAUGACACGAUGGCAAUUGGUUCGCCACCACCUUCGCGGGGUUUGCUGCUGCCUGAUGCCGAGAGUGGUCAAGAGACCGAGGAAGAGAGGCAAAGGCGUCUACUGCAAAACGAGCCCAUCGUGGUCUACACGUCGUUGUCAGAGGACGAGGUGAUCAUGCCAGAAAUAGUACGCCGUGGUGUGGCUUUGCUGACCAUGGUGGCUCUGCAAAUGGUCUGCAUCAUUGUGGUCCUCACCGGUGGUGAGGAGGACCAGCUGUUUGACCCAAACCAAGAGACUCCAAGCAGCGUCCAGGUGACGCUAUACACGGCGCAGCUUCUGAUCUCGCCCGCCUUCCUCCUCGCCUUCUACCUAUGGAGUGUGGAUGUCAUGAAGCUAUAUACAGUCUUGAACCAGCUGGAGCUAGUGCUGACCGCAACGCUGGCGCUUCGGAGUCCGCUAGACCUUCUGGUUUGUGCUUUGUACGUGCCGAUAGUGCUUCUCAGCGAUUGCUUGCGAUCCUUGAUGAUGCCUCAUUGCUUCAUGAUACGCGGCUGA